AUGGAUUUCGGAAUGACCACCGAAGAGGACUUCGCUCGUAACGCUGAAAAUCGCAGGGACGAGGAGCGCGUUUCAGCCUUCAACAAAAACAUUAACGACGGCGGCUUCCUUAAGCAGAGACACGUUGGAGAUGUCAUUUUCCAUAAUCCAUUCAUGGUUCACGCGAGUUGCAAGAAUAUGGACCCAGAGAAUCGCAUCCGCUUGGCCACUGAUCUCCGGUUUGUUAACCCAAAGAAGCCGUAUGACGAGCGCUGGAUGAAGUGA
This is a messenger RNA of Diaporthe citri, 264 nucleotides long. RefSeq lists its product as uncharacterized. The transcript has 3 exons. The coding region runs from base 1 to 264 and encodes 87 amino acids. The record is from RefSeq and is a predicted model, not a curated record. NCBI's taxonomy places the organism in Eukaryota, Fungi, Ascomycota, Sordariomycetes, Diaporthales, Diaporthaceae.